AUGGCCGACACUGUUCGCCACGAUGUGCCCUCGUCGUCUGCUGCCGCACCAGCGGCUGCGCAAACGACCGAAGCAACACCUCAGGUACCUGUGCAGCCAACUUCGACGCAUCAGCCUGCCCCCCAAGUCGUUGCUGCCGCGGGCAACUACUACGGGCAAUACCCCCAAGCAUACGGCCAGCCUUACCAGCCCUACCAGCAGUAUGGAUAUCAGCAGGCCUAUUCACAGCAGCAAGCUGCCUAUCAGCCAUACUACAAUGCUCCUGCUGGAAUGUACCCCUAUCCUCAAGCGGCUCCCGCCCCUGCUGUGCCGGAGACCAAGUUUUGGACCUCCACAAAGACAUUCUUGCAUGGAGCGUGCGUCGUCUUUGGCAUAAUUGGUUUUGGUCUGGGUCUGGCGUUUGUGUCAAUCGGCUACUGGUCCUACAUGGCUGCCAUCGCAUGCCCAGUGCCUGGUCUGGCCAUCCUCUGGAACGGCUCCGAGCUCAUCGUGCGCGCUGUGCACAAGUUCCAAUCCGGCGUCCACCCAGGCGCCACUGUCGGCUGCUGCCUCAUUCUCUGGUUGGUCGCUGUCAUUGUCGGUAUCCUUGAGGCGCUCUACGGCAACGUUUCGGAAUCGUACUGCGACUACAACUACAGCGCCUUUUCCUACUCCUACGAUACUACCAACUGCAAGCCUGAACUAGCCAAGAUCUGGACUGCCGUCACAGCGUUCACGCUUCUCAUCGCGGCCGCCGAAUUCACCCUCUUUGUCAUGGCAUGCAUGGACACAGCCAAGAGGAACGCGUCCAAGAAGGUUGUCAUGGUCGUGAACCCUUCGUACUGGGGCCAGGCGGCGCAGGGAUGGCAGCCCGUGCCGCAAGACAACUCGCACCAGCAGCCUGUGGCAGCGCCACAAACUGCAAUGGCGUACGGUGGUAAUGGCCAGGACAUCGCCAUGCAAGAUCAAUCCCCGAGUCCGGGCACACCGUACGCUACGCCAGCGGAGGCACCUGUGGUAGACGAGAAGGGCAAGGGGCCUGCGCAGCCAGCGCAUGGCGUAUCUGAGUUCUAUGGAGGACGUAAUUAG
Emericellopsis cladophorae is the source of this 1068-nucleotide messenger RNA. RefSeq lists its product as uncharacterized. The record is from RefSeq and is a predicted model, not a curated record. NCBI's taxonomy places the organism in Eukaryota, Fungi, Ascomycota, Sordariomycetes, Hypocreales, Bionectriaceae. Bases 1 to 1068 code for a protein of 355 amino acids. The transcript has 2 exons.